CCAGUAUUCAAUCAGCGGGCAGGUGGUCUUCCCUGGCCAGACCACCUCAACUGCGACAACUAUGAAGACAAUGACCAAUGUUUUGGGCCGCCGCAGGAACAACUAAAUGAGGUCACAAUUCCCCCAAACCUGGUGUCCCCUGGUGACACCCCCAGUCCCACAACGGCGAUAUUGCUGGAAAUAGACUACCCGCAGACUGGCAACUACAGCUAUGUUACCUUGACCUGCAAGAACAGUGUUUUUGACGACCUUACACCAAGCCAAAGACCAGCCAAGUUUUGGAGAGGAGAAUUAGAAAUCACCUCUCCGUCUGAUCUGGUGACCGUAACGGCGAGUACGGACGUUAGCAUCUCGUUCGUCUUCAACCAGGCCCAAGAGGGCAGUUACAAGUGCACGACAAAAGAUGACGAACAGUCUAAUGUAGAGAAACUUUCAGCCUCACCACCUUGUGAUGUCACCAAAAGUGCCACUCUGGAGAUUAGCAACUGUCUUACUCCUCCAACUGUUACUAGC
Molecule: messenger RNA, 513 nt
Organism: Geodia barretti
Lineage: Eukaryota; Metazoa; Porifera; Demospongiae; Tetractinellida; Geodiidae
Source: the annotation of a GenBank genome assembly